Molecule: messenger RNA, 1114 nt
Organism: Carlito syrichta (Philippine tarsier)
Lineage: Eukaryota; Metazoa; Chordata; Mammalia; Primates; Tarsiidae
Gene: MFAP4
Product: microfibril associated protein 4
Exons: 6
Coding region: 86-853 (255 amino acids)
Biological process (GO): elastic fiber assembly
Source: RefSeq, a predicted model, not a curated record
CGGCUGGCGGGGGCCCAGCACAUAACUCUGGGCGGUUGCAGUCUGGGGCUGCAGACACCCAGCCGCCCUGAGCUGAACUGACAGCAUGAAGCCCCUCCUGGUCCUGCCGCUGCUGCUGCUUCUCUCCACACCUCCCUGUGCCCCCCAAGCCUCCGGGAUCCGGGGAGAUGCUCUGGAGAGGUCUUGCCUUCAGCAGCCCCUAGACUGCGACGACAUCUAUGCCCAGGGCUACCAGGCAGAUGGCGUGUACCUCAUCUACCCCUCAGGCCCCAGCGUGCCCGUGCCCGUCUUCUGCGACAUGACCACUGAGGGCGGGAAGUGGACGGUUUUCCAGAAGAGGUUCAAUGGCUCAGUGAGUUUCUUCCGGGGCUGGAACGACUACAAGCUGGGCUUCGGCCGUGCUGAUGGGGAGUACUGGCUGGGGCUGCAAAACCUGCACCUCCUGACGCUGAAGCAGAAAUAUGAGCUGCGAGUGGACCUGGAGGACUUUGAGAACAACACUGCCUACGCCAAAUAUGUCGACUUCUCCAUCUCCCCCAAUGCAGUCAGCGCGGAGGAGGAUGGCUACACCCUAUACGUGGCAGGCUUCGAGGACGGCGGGGCAGGUGACUCCCUGUCUUACCACAGUGGCCAGAAGUUCUCCACCUUCGACCGGGACCAGGACCUCUUUGUGCAGAACUGUGCGGCCCUCUCCUCAGGAGCCUUCUGGUUCCGCAGCUGUCACUUUGCCAACCUCAACGGCUUCUAUCUGGGUGGCUCCCACCUCUCCUAUGCCAAUGGCAUCAACUGGGCCCAGUGGAAGGGCUUCUACUACUCCCUCAAGCGCACCGAGAUGAAAAUCCGCCGGGCCUAAGGGGCUGGCCCCAUCAGGCCUCCUUCCUCCCCUGGUCACCUCAGAUCUCCAUGAGUGCUCCCUCUGCCACUCCCCCGCCCACACACACUUCAGGGCCCGAUGCCUUGCUUCUUCUCCCUGAUCACCAGCUUCUCACAGGGGCCCUGUGGCUCUCAGCCAAGGCUGAGCGCCAUCACACACCCAGGGCAUCUCUGAGUCGGGCCCUGCCCCCCUGCACCUGAGGCUACGCAGCCAGCAGCUCCCCGGGCCUUUGCCGAGAGG